This is a messenger RNA of Cannabis sativa, 1022 nucleotides long. Its product is annotated as beta-carotene isomerase D27, chloroplastic. The transcript is spliced from 6 exons. The record is from RefSeq and is a predicted model, not a curated record. Gene Ontology annotation, molecular function: iron ion binding. The coding region runs from base 66 to 857 and encodes 263 amino acids. NCBI's taxonomy places the organism in Eukaryota, Viridiplantae, Streptophyta, Magnoliopsida, Rosales, Cannabaceae.
AUAAAAUAAAAAUAAAAUAAAGGAACAAAAAGAGGAGAAGCAGCCACGGAAGAGAGGAGAGUGAAAUGAAGUCUCUGCCUUUAGCUCAUCCUCUUCUUCCUCUCAAUACUUUCUCUCCCAAAUUACAUAACCGCAUAAACCCUAAUAAUAAACCUUUUACGUUUCGAGUCUUCUCUUCUUCUUCUUCGUCUACAUCAGAACCAGUAAGACACGAAUACAAAGCAGGAGCGUUUGAUGAGCUCUUCCUCAACGUCUUCCGUACAAAAAUGGUGGAGGAGGUUGGGUGGGACUCGGAUAAGCCUGGAUACGAGGGACUUAUCGAAGUGGCGAAUCGUCUAGUGAUGAAGAACAAGACCAAUUCAGACACUAAAGAAGCCGCCGUUCGGAUUCUGAGAUCGCUAUUUCCGCCAUUGUUGUUGGACCUUUAUAAAUUGCUUGUGUCACCCUUGGCUCAGGGCAGAGUUGCAGCUGUCAUGGUCGCAAGGGUGACUGCCCUCACUUGUCAGUGGCUCAUGGGACGAUGUAAUGUCAAUUCUGUGGAUUUAGGCGAUGGAAGCUCUUGCAACAGUGGCGUGUUUGUGGAGAAAUGCAAGUAUUUGGAGGAAAGCAAAUGUGUUGGGAUUUGUAUCAAUACCUGUAAGCUUCCCACACAGACUUUCUUUAAGGAUUACAUGGGUGUUCCUCUUCUGAUGGAGCCAAACUUCAGUGAUUAUAGCUGCCAGUUUAAAUUUGGUGUACAUCCUCCACUGGCCGAAGAUGAUGCCAUUUUAAAGGAGCCUUGUUUGGAGAUAUGCCCUAAUGCCACCAGAAGAAGAGAACUUGCCAUAAAUUCUGACCAAUGCCCUAAGGCUUCGUAAAUUUACUUCAUUAUGACACCAGACCCCAUAACAAGUUGCACAUAAUUCUAGCUUUCAUAAAUGAAAAAUGUAACACUAAAUUUAAAAUCGUGUAUCUAUAUAAGUAUAUUGUUUUUUGUAUACUGUGUACCCAAGCAAAACAAUAAUAGAGAUUUGUAAACAAAA